AUGGACAUAGAUUUCAUGCUUCGACUUCUAGAGGGAGGAUGUAAAACGAGUGAAGGCAUACCGAUUGAUCGUGGCAGUCACAUUUUCACUUUCGCUGAAAGCAUUGGCGUCUCAACCGGUUGUUAUAGUAGUCCAAUGGAAGCAGUUUUCCAAAGGAUAUAUGCAUAUAUCCUCAUUUUCACUGUUCUUUCAGCAUCGUUGACGCUGUCACCAAGUACGCAUACACAGGCAGCAUCACAAUAA
Molecule: messenger RNA, 243 nt
Organism: Echinococcus granulosus
Lineage: Eukaryota; Metazoa; Platyhelminthes; Cestoda; Cyclophyllidea; Taeniidae
Exons: 1
Coding region: 1-243 (80 amino acids)
Source: RefSeq, a predicted model, not a curated record